Messenger RNA from Condylura cristata (star-nosed mole), 434 nucleotides. It is a transcript of the gene PYURF, whose product is annotated as PIGY upstream reading frame. The record is from RefSeq and is a predicted model, not a curated record. NCBI's taxonomy places the organism in Eukaryota, Metazoa, Chordata, Mammalia, Eulipotyphla, Talpidae. Bases 91 to 414 code for a protein of 107 amino acids. The transcript has 2 exons.
UGGCCGCCGGAGCCGGGCGGGCUGUGGGGCUCAGCGAGCGCGGCGGGGCUUGCGAGGGAAGCGGCGAGUGCGGUCUGCUGCUGCGAGACUAUGCUGAGCGGAGCGCUCGGCCGGGUCGCAUGUGCGCUGCGGAGGUCGCGAGCACUGCAGCCUGGGGCCUCUCUUCGGUGCCUGCACACGUCAGGGUCGCGGCCGUCGGUGGACCGGCGCGAGAGGGCCGAGGGCGCCUUCGACCCGGCGCUGCUGGAGUUCCUGGUGUGCCCGCUCUCCAAGAAGCCGCUCAGAUAUGAAGCAUCAACAAAUGAAUUGAUUAAUGAAGAGUUGGGAAUAGCUUAUCCAAUCAUCGAUGGGAUUCCUAAUAUGAUACCACAGGCAGCUAGGAGGACUCAGCAGUGUAAGAAGCAAAAAGAGUAACAUCAGAAUUUAAAACUACA